Molecule: messenger RNA, 1344 nt
Organism: Ceratosolen solmsi marchali
Lineage: Eukaryota; Metazoa; Arthropoda; Insecta; Hymenoptera; Agaonidae
Gene: ImpL2
Product: Ecdysone-inducible gene L2
Exons: 8
Coding region: 1-1008 (335 amino acids)
Source: RefSeq, a predicted model, not a curated record
AUGCUGGGGUCGACGAAGGAUGCCACGAGCAAAGACAUCGACGCGAGUCGCAUACCGGUUUUUGGUGCACGCGCGUCGUCGUCGUCGUCGUCGUCGUCGUCGUCGUCGUCGUCGUCGUCGUCGUCACUGUUGAUGCGACGAGGACUCGGAGGCCCCUGCGCCUUUGCGGCGCUUCUCCUCAGCCUCGCCGGCGAUGCCUUGGCCUUCAGCUUCAGUCGGACCCUCCACGACGUCGAGCAGGACGUCGCCGAGGACGCGAGCCUUUAUUCUCAGGAAAUGCGACUGAGCGCGCCUGAACUGAGCCUUGCCGAGAGCCCGCAGAAGGACCAGCUGGAGAAGUACGUGACGAUAAAGUCCAGUCCCAGCGGUUACGUCACCAUACCCAAGGGGCACAGACUGGAGCUGAAGUGCGAGGUCGACGGGAGUCCGCCGCCGCGGAUUUAUUGGGUCAUGGGCGAGAACCCCGGGAGGCAGGUCGAGCAGCUCGAGCACGAGAGCAUCGCCGACGUCUCCUACACGGCGAUAGCGCGCGAGGUCUCCAAGCUGGUCAUUGACUGCGUCACGCCACGGGACCAGAGUCUCGUGCAUUGCGUCGGCAUCGCCGGCGACCAGAUGGCCAUAUCCCAGCCCACUGUACUUAACGUCGACGGUGGCAAUGGUACCCUGGGUGCGAGCCGUGAGUGCCAGGGCGACUCGAGCCUGCCGGUGAUCACGCGACAUCGACCCCUUUACUUCUCGGAGAUGGGGUCGACGGUGGUGCUGCCAUGCGAGGCCAGUGGCAACCCCCGGCCCCACGUCUACUGGCUCGAUGGCGAAGGCAAUCAGCUGUUGGAUCCGCGCUUCACUCUACAAUCUAACGGCGACCUCGUCAUAUCCAACAUCCGCUGGCAGGACAUGGAUGGAUACAAGUGCCUGGCAAAGUCCCCGCUGGGCGAGACCGAGGCCAUCACCUUCCUCUACCCGGCCGCCAAAUCGGAGUCGGAAAAGAGGAAGGCCAAUGCUCUUUAAGAAGAUGAGGAUGGGGAGGAGGGAGAGGAGAGACGGGGAGAGGCGAGUCGCGCGCUGCGUGCCAAGAUGCGAGAGAGCGCGAGCGACCUGCUCCGAAAACGCCGACGCCAGCAGAGACAGACACCCAACCAAGAUAUCGUUAAAGAUUUUAAAGCAACGAAACGAUCAUGAAAAGAAAUGGUUAUUAAAAGAGCUAUUCGACGAAUCAUCUAGUCACUAAGCGUUAAUUGUCCGAUCUGCACGAGUUCGGCAAGCAAGCUGCACCCGGUAACUUAAUUCAUUGCUCCAGAGGCAAAGCACUUAAUGUACAUUCCGCUUAAAAUAAUAUAUUAUUAU